Spodoptera exigua (beet armyworm) is the source of this 1564-nucleotide messenger RNA. The record is from the annotation of a GenBank genome assembly. NCBI's taxonomy places the organism in Eukaryota, Metazoa, Arthropoda, Insecta, Lepidoptera, Noctuidae.
CUCGGAAUGCGCUCGGGGCGCAAACAGUGACAGCUGUACGGCAGUGACGAACUGACGGACGGCGUGUUGUGUUUUUAACAAUAACUGCAUUUUUGUUUUAAACGCCAGGUCAAGAACAUAUUUAAAAUGACAAGUAGAAAAUAUUGUGCCGUGUUUGGUUGUAUGAAUUCGACAAUAACGAAUCGAGACUUAAGCUUUUUUAAAUUACCGAAAACCUCGGAAAGACGUCUUCAAUGGUUGCAACUAAUCCGUCGAGAUGAUUUGAAAAACAAACAGAAGUUUUCCUCAUACCAUGUUUGUGAAAAACAUUUCAAUUCGGAGGAUUUCCUGCAUUCAUCAAACAGAAAAGUUUUAAAAAGGAAUACCCUACCAAUGUUGCUGCUGCCAAACUUAGCCAGUACCGAUUCAGAAGUCUCAGCCUCUCUAAGAGAAGACAAACAAACCCAAACUGCUUCGUUGUCAGCAAUGGAAAAUUGCACACAGACUGAAAAUACUACAAAAGUAGUCUCUUCUCAAACCUCAAAGAGUCUCUUUAGCAACACUCCAAGAGAAAGAAAAUUAAAAGCUGAACUCAUCCAAUGCAAAAAGAAAUUAAAAUUACACGAAACUAAAACAAAAAAAGCUGAAGAAAAUACUUUUCAUCGACUUUGCGAUAAAUUUUUAACUGACAAACUAGCUCUCCUCAUAAAAGCCCAAAGUCAACUAAAACAACAUGGUAAAGGAAAUCGAUAUGAUAACGACUACAUUAAUUACUGUUCAAAUUUAUAUUCCAUCAGCCCGAAAGCAUACGAGUUUUUGCAAAGUACGUUAUGUUUACCCUGUCCUUCAACUUUGUACAAACAUUCUGUUCCAAUUAAAUCCGAAAUCAAUGAAAGUACUAUGUCUCAUAUUAAAUCAGAAGUUGAACAAAUGGCAGAAGCAGAAAAUGAAAAUGUUAAUACUUAAAAUUAGUGUAUUGUGGAUUCAUGUGGGUGUCUUUACGUACUGUAUUUUUUACGAGUAAAACUCUUUAAAACUGAUUUAUGAUCGAAUUUUGUACAUUAAAAUAAAUAAUUAUGAAUAUUACAUAGAUGAUAAUAAUAUAUUUCUCAUUUUAAACAAUUGUAGGUUACCUAUUCAUUGGUAGUAGGUAAGUAUAAUACUAUCUGUGUAUUGUAUCUAGUUUGAAGUUACUUAAAUAGUCAAUAUUCAAUAACCCCAAAAAAAACUUUUUAAUACUUUAUAAGUACAGGCUUGGUCAUGCGUUCAGUAUCAAAGUCAUAAAAAAAGAACGCGAUAAUUUGGCGGGCUGAAUUCAGUGAAAUCCAAAGCUUGUUUGAGCUAAAAUAUAUGUUGAUGGUGAAAUCGGGUUGUUGUGAACCUAAUAGUAUAUAAACACUUCGUUCUAGACAUUCUAAAGAAGACAAUCAAACCCAAUUGUUCCGUUGUUAGGAACGGAAAUUUUACACAGACUGAAAACGCUAUGAAUGUAGUAUUUACUUAAACUUCAAAGAGUCUCUUUAGCAACACUCCAAGAAUAAGAAAAUUUUAAACUAAAAUGCUCCAAUGCAGAAAGAAAAUAAAA